This is a messenger RNA of Pristis pectinata (smalltooth sawfish), 936 nucleotides long. RefSeq names its product prolactin-releasing peptide receptor-like. The record is from RefSeq and is a predicted model, not a curated record. Gene Ontology annotation, cellular component: membrane. The transcript has 2 exons. Gene Ontology annotation, biological process: G protein-coupled receptor signaling pathway. Bases 1 to 936 code for a protein of 311 amino acids. NCBI's taxonomy places the organism in Eukaryota, Metazoa, Chordata, Chondrichthyes, Rhinopristiformes, Pristidae. Gene Ontology annotation, molecular function: G protein-coupled receptor activity.
AUGAGAAUAGGCGAUGUAAUCUACUUCUUCAAUGAUUUUAGACCUUAUUACGACCGCGUCCUUGCAGUCAUUGGAGUUCUCGCUAACGUGGUCGCAAUUGUAACACUAACACGGGGGCGGUGCGGACUCUCCAAAGGUGUCACUUGGUAUCUUGUGGCAAUGGCCGGAGUGGAUCUACUGGUCGUUGUAUUUCAAGUGGUGCUCCAAAGGGGAUUUUACUUUCAUUACACUCCUGAGUGCAACAUCAUAGACACCAUGGGUUACAUGUCCGUAGCUUGCUCUGUCUGGCUCACUGUUGCCUUCACCUUGGACCGUACAGUGACCAUUUGCUUCGAGAAGCUGAAGAGCAGAUACUGCACUGAGAAAAGUGCAGCCAUCGUUAUUGCAGUGGUGAGUGUGCUGAGUGUGUUAACCAACAUCCCGUGGUACUUCAUGUACCAGUCAUAUUUCUGCAUGAUAUCGUAUGAGUUCAAAACUUACCUAGGAUGGCAAAUCUUUGACUGGGGACAGCGCAUCUUAACCCCAGUCGUCCCAUUCAUGCUAAUCCUGCUGCUUAAUGCCGUCACUGUCAGGCACAUUCUGAUGGCCAGUGUAGUCCGCAGGAAACUGAGGGGGCAGCGGGACGGGGAGGGGAAGGACGACCCAGAGAUGAAGAAUCGAAGAAGAUCCAUCAUUUUGCUCUUCACCAUAUCAGCCAGUUUUAUCCUUUUGUGGAUGACACAGGUGGUGAUACUCGCAGUUCAGAGAAUUACUGGACAGUAUAUAGGAAUGUUUUCUUAUUAUGUUGUGGGAGAUAAUCUGGGAACAAUGCUUCAGUUAUUCAGCUCCUGCACCAACAUGUUUAUUUAUGCUGUCACUCAGAGGAAGUUCCGGGAGGAGAUGAUUAAUACCGUGAAAUGUCCCUUUACAGCCAUCCAAACUUGCAUUAAACCUUAG